Molecule: messenger RNA, 4203 nt
Organism: Wyeomyia smithii (pitcher-plant mosquito)
Lineage: Eukaryota; Metazoa; Arthropoda; Insecta; Diptera; Culicidae
Exons: 1
Coding region: 1-4203 (1400 amino acids)
Biological process (GO): DNA integration; proteolysis
Molecular function (GO): aspartic-type endopeptidase activity; nucleic acid binding
Source: RefSeq, a predicted model, not a curated record
AUGUCGGUGCCGCCAUUGCAUUCCGGACAGGCAGAUCAACCGUUCAAGGAGACUAUUUUACAAAUCCUCAACAACCAGCACAUGCUGAUGGCGCGGUUGUCGGAUCAAAUGACGGCGAUCCAAGGAAACGUCCAGCAAACAAAUCGAACUGAGCUGAUACUCGACUCCCUAGCGUCGAAUAUUACGGACUUUGUCUACGAUGGAGAAACAGGAUGUUCCUUUGAAGCUUGGUUCGCUCGCUAUGCGGACCUCUUUGAGAAAGAUGCCGCCCAAUUGACGGAUGACGCAAAGGUACGGCUCCUACUCCGAAAGUUGAAUCCUGUCGCCCACGAGAGAUAUACAUCGUUCAUUCUUCCUAAGCUGUCAAGAGAAUAUUCUUUCGAAGAAACAGUAGCUAAAUUGAAAACUAUCUUUGGUACCCCUGUGUCAAUUUUUCAUCGUCGGUACCAAUGUUUGCAGACAACUAAAGACGAGCAUGAAGAUUUUAUUAGUUACUCAUGCAAAGAAAACCGAGCUUGCGUUGAUUUCAAGCUGCAGGAGUUGCAGGAAGAAAAAUUCAAAUGUCUCAUUUUCUUGUGUGGGCUAAAAUCAUCCAAGGAUUAUGACAUUAGGAUGCGUUUGUUGUCGAAAAUUAAUGACACAAAUGAUAUCACACUUGAGAAGGUUGUCGAAGAGUGCAAAUCUCUCAUUAACCUGAAGCGUGAUACGGUUCUUAUAGGAGGACAGUCUUCAUCCUACACUGUGGCGGCAACGAAGGCUACCAGAGCACACUCACCAUAUGGACAUAGGAGGGGAAAUGUCAAACACAACAAAGGCAAGUGUGACGAAGUCAAAACGCCGUGCUGGGGCUGCGGCGGUAUGCAUUUUUCCAGUCAAUGCACUUUUAAAGACCACAAGUGCCGGGACUGCGGUCGAACGGGCCACAAAGAAGGCUAUUGUGGGUGUUUCAAACGGCGUCAACCAGUAUACAAGGGCAAGCAGCAGAGCAAAAUGCAACACUCAAAUAAGAUCGUGAUAGUAAAGGACCUCAAACGAAGUAGGCGAUAUGUUGAAACCAGCAUCAACGGAGUACCAGUUAGUCUUCAGCUGGAUUCCGGCUCCGACAUAACAGUCAUAUCUAGACAAAACUGGAUCAAAAUUGGAGCACCACAAACAUGGCCACCGGACUGCGAGGUGCAGACAGCUUCUGGCAGUAAAUUGAAAAUCGAUUCGAUGUUCCGAGCCACCAUCACCAUCGGCGACACACAACGAGAAGGUAAUUGUUACGUUACUAACCUAUCUCUGAACGUUUUAGGCUCAGACCUACUAGAUGAGUUUGGGCUAUGGGACGUGCCGUUUUCAUCAUUUUGUAAGGUGAUCGAAAAAAAAGAAGACCAACAUAUUGCUGAGUUAAAAGCGGAAUUCCCAAGUGUUUUUUCGGAUCGUAUGGGCCUCUGUACGAAAAAGCAAGUACAGUUCACACUUAAAGAGAAUGCGCGGCCGGUGUUCAAACCCAAGCGGCCGGUUUCGUACAGUAUGGAGACGGUCAUAGAAGGGGAAUUACAGCGUUUAGAAGAUCUCGGUAUCAUUACACCGAUAACCUACGCAGACUGGGCUGCACCGAUUGUGGUGGUACGUAAGCCGGACAAUUCCGUCCGGAUUUGUGCAGAUUUCUCGACAGGGUUGAACAACGCACUAGAGGCAAACAACUACCCUUUGCCUCUCCCGGAAGACAUAUUCAAUCGAAUGGCAAAUUGUGUGAUAUUUAGUCAUAUCGAUUUGUCAAACGCUUAUCUACAAGUCCCCGUCGAUACAGAAAGUCGCAAGCUGAUCAAUAUAAACACACACAAGGGAUUAUAUCAGUUUAAUCGGCUAUCCCCUGGCAUCAAAAGUGCCCCAGGGGCUUUCCAGCAAAUUAUGGAUACGAUGCUGGCGGGAAUCGAAUGCACCACCCCCUACCUUGAUGAUAUACUGGUUGGAGGUCGUACCGUAGAGGAGCAUAAACGUAACCUACGUCAUGUGCUCCAACGCAUUCAGGAGUACGGUUUUACGGUGAAGUUUGAAAAAUGUCGAUUUUUUAUGCGCCAGGUGAAGUACCUAGGCCAGCUUCUGGACUCCAAUGGUAUUCGCCCUGAUCCCGAUAAGGUUAAGGCAAUAGUUAAUAUGCCUCCCCCGCACGACGUAUCAACCCUCCGAUCGUACUUAGGUGCGGUUAAUUAUUACGGCAAAUAUAUCCGAGAAAUGCGAACUCUUCGGCAGCCGUUAGAUAAACUUCUUAAAGAAGGAGUUUGUUUCCAGUGGUCAGACGCUUGUCAACGCUGUUUCGACCGUUUCAAGCAAAUUUUGCAAUCCCCUCUCAUGCUUACACAUUACAACCCUCGGCUCAAAAUUGUGGUGUCAGCGGAUGCUUCAAACGUCGGUAUCGGUGCCCGCAUUGCGCAUCGUUUUCCAGAUGGGUCGGAAAAGGCGGUUUUUCAUGCUUCUCGAAGUUUAACCCCAGCAGAGACACGAUACAGCCAAAUCGAAAAGGAGGCUUUGGGCCUCGUCUAUGCGGUCACAAAAUUUCACAGAAUGAUUUAUGGCAGGCAGUUCAUUUUACAGACUGAUCAUAAACCACUUUUAGCCAUUUUUGGUUCAAAACGUGGCAUUCCACCAUACACAGCCAAUCGGCUCCAAAGGUGGGCACUAACAAUGUUGUUAUACAAUUUUGAAAUUGAGUAUGUUUCCACUGAUCAUUUUGGCCACGCAGACAUAUUAUCGCGUUUAAUCAAUAGCCAUGUCAGACCAGAUGAGGACUACGUCAUCGCCUCCAUUGAGAUUGAACAGGAAAUUUGCAACGUAGUCAGUCGGUCAAUCGAGUAUCUUCCUGUUUCAUAUAAAAUGAUAGCAGCCGAGACUACUCAAGACGAGACGUUGCAGCAGGUGUUGAAAUAUGUGAUCAAUGGUUGGCCGAGCGACAAGAGAACCGUCUCCGGUGGAUUGGAGGUUCAACAAUUCUUUGCACGACGGGAAUCGAUGUACGUAGCGUCAAGAGUUCUAAUGUAUGGAGAACGAAUUGUGGUACCAAGAAAAUUGCAGCGCAAGGUACUGCAACAGUUGCACAAAGGGCAUCCGGGCGUAGAGCGAAUGCGGUCUCUCGCGAGAAGUUAUGUGUACUGGCCGAACAUUGAUGAUCAGGUUUCAACUUUAGUUCGAUCCUGUGCUGAGUGUGCGUCUGUGGCGAAGAGCGAUACUAAAACUAAACUUGAAUCAUGGCCUAUUCCUGAAAAGCCUUGGCAAAGAGUGCAUUUGGAUUUUGCAGGACCGAUCAAUGGAGUGUAUUAUCUUCUCUUGGUAGACUCAUUGUCAAAGUGGCCAGAGGUGGUUCCUACUACCAGAAUCACCACAGCAGCAACCAUCUCUAUUUUACGUCAGAUCUUCAGCAGAUUUGGAAUGCCUGAAGUGCUAGUGUCGGACAAUGGGACACAGCUAACAAGCGAUGUGUUUGAGCGAUUUUGCGAGGCAAACGGUAUUAUGCAUCUCAAAACAGCGCCGUUCCAUCCCCAAAGCAAUGGGCAAGUGGAACGUUUUGUCGACACGUUCAAACGGACAAUAAAAAAAAUUCAGGCGGGAGGAGAGUCAUUAGAAGAAGCAAUUGAUACCUUUUUGCUCUGCUACAGAGCUACACCGUGUCGAAAUGCUCCAGACGGCAAAUCCCCGGCGGAAGUGCUUUUAGGAAAACCAUUGCGGACAUCAUUUGAACUGCUCCGCCCUCCAACCAGAUUUUUCAAGGAUAACAGUCUGAAGCAAAACAAACAAUUCAACGCUAAACAUGGUGCGAAGGAAAAAUCCUUCGAGGUGAAAAAUAAAGUGUUUGCCCAAGUGCACUACGGAAACAAAUGCAACUGGGUGCCAGGAGAAAUCGUUGAACGAGUGGGUACUGUCAUAUACAACGUUUGGCUUCCAGAAAUGCAGCGGCUUAUCCGGUCGCAUAGCAACCAACUGAGGACACGCUACGAAGAUAAACCGAGUGAAUCAUGUGAAGCGGAGCGGACUGUCCCCCUCGACAUACUGUUGGGCGCCUGGGGACUCGGUCCAACCGAACCAAAUACUACUAAGGAGGUAGCAUCGACAUCAGGAUCGUCGGAAAGUUUGAAUGAUUUUCAACGGGAGUUUUUGCGAGAGCUCAUGGGUCGCGAAGAGGGAAAUCCUCGACCUCGGUUACCAAAAAAACCUCUACGAUAG